Messenger RNA from Coccidioides posadasii C735 delta SOWgp, 1757 nucleotides. It is a transcript of the gene BNA4, whose product is annotated as kynurenine 3-monooxygenase, mitochondrial precursor. Gene Ontology annotation, cellular component: mitochondrial outer membrane. The record is from RefSeq and is a predicted model, not a curated record. NCBI's taxonomy places the organism in Eukaryota, Fungi, Ascomycota, Eurotiomycetes, Onygenales, Onygenaceae. Gene Ontology annotation, molecular function: FAD binding; kynurenine 3-monooxygenase activity. Gene Ontology annotation, biological process: quinolinate biosynthetic process; L-tryptophan catabolic process.
AAACUUCAAAAAAAUCACUACUUACAAUAUGCCUGGCGGAUUGAAGCAACGCAAGGUUGUAAUUGUGGGCGCUGGCCCAGUGGGCUCCUUAGCGGCCCUCUAUGCCGCCGCCCGAGGUGACAAUGUCGAGCUCUAUGAACUUCGCGGAGAUCUCCGUGAUCCAUCGACCAUUCCUCUAAACUUCACCAAGUCGAUCAACCUCGCAAUAUCAGAGCGUGGGAUCCAUUCCAUGGAGUCGUCGCACCGCCCCGGAUUUGUUCAGCAAAUUCUUCAUGAGGCUAUUCCCAUGCAUGGCCGUAUGAUCCAUGGGCGUGCAAGCAGCGGAAAGCUCUGGGAAGAGGCACAGGCAUAUGAUGUUCAUGGUCGAUACAUCAAUGCGAUAGACCGUGGCACCUUGAAUACAAUUCUUCUGAAUGAGCUUGAGCAGACGCCCAAUGUUAAGCUCUUCUUCAACCACAAGCUGACAGGAGCCGAUUUUAGAAACAAUAAAGCCUGGUUCGAACGGAGAACCCCAGGUGAUACCGUGGGGACAUUCAAGGCGGAUUCUAGCCAGGAUGAUAAAUCUAUCAACGUCACACGAGCUCCGGAGCUCGAGGUCCCGUUUGAUUUGUUGAUCGGUGCUGAUGGUGCACAUUCUGCUACUAGAUUCCACUUGAUGAAAUUCGCGCGAAUGGAUUACCAACAGGAGUAUAUCGAUACCCUGUGGUGCGAAUUCCAGAUCAAACCAUCGGACGACAAUGACUUCCGUAUCUCGCCCAAUCACCUUCAUAUCUGGCCUGGACGCGAAUUCAUGUUCAUCGCACUGCCAUCUCCAGACAAGACCUUCGUUUGCACGCUCUUUGCCCCAUCGGCCCAUUUUUCCGCACUUGAAAAAUCUCCCGACCAACUGUACGAAUUCUUCAAUGUUCAUUUCCCGGGGGUAUCACCGGAGCUUAUCCCUCCGGAAUCCCUGAAAGAGCAGUUCAUGAACAAUCCACAUCUCCCAUUGAUCAGUAUCAAAUGCUCCCCCCACCAUUUCAAUUCGAGCGUCGUCAUCCUAGGCGACGCAUCUCAUGCCGUCCUUCCAUUCUAUGGUCAGGGCCUGAACGCAGGCCUCGAGGAUGUCCGAAUCCUCUUCAAACUUCUCGAUGAAUCCGGCGUGUACUCCCCCGAAAACGCCAACGACCCCGCUCGCAUCAAAGAACUACGCGCAGCCGCAUUAAACGCGUAUACCCGCCAGCGCGUUCCCGACGCGCAUGCCAUCAACGAUCUGUCUCGUCGCAACUACAUUGAGAUGCGCUGGGGCGUCAAAUCAUCCACCUAUCGGAUCCGCAAGGCCAUUGAAGAGGCACUAUAUCGAUACGCACCUGGUCUGGGCUGGUCGACGCAGUAUGCCCGUGUGAGUUUUGGAAAUCAGCGGUAUUCGGAAGUCGAGGAGGCCACCGCGCGGCAAAGUAAAGUGCUGAUUCGCGUCUUGGGCGCAAUGCUUUUCUCGACCGUUGGUCUGGUAGGGAUAUGGAUGUGGAGGUGGCGUCGCAUGAGGUCGUUGGCCACCGUCGUCAUCCAUGGGGCGAUGGGAAUGCUUGGAAAAUAAGCGAGAGGAAGAGAGCGACAGAUUACGCAGAUUACGCGGAUUAGUAGGUGUGAGGCUCCAUGUACUUGGAGGCCUUUCUUUUUAUUUUUUGUAUAAAAUGUUGCGUUUGGAUAAUCUCCUCUCCGUAUAUAAUGACUGAGGUCGCACGAAAUAUAUCUUGAUAUAGAUACGUUUUGAGUAUCCC